Messenger RNA from Octodon degus (degu), 1287 nucleotides. RefSeq names its product zinc finger protein 41. The record is from RefSeq and is a predicted model, not a curated record. NCBI's taxonomy places the organism in Eukaryota, Metazoa, Chordata, Mammalia, Rodentia, Octodontidae. Gene Ontology annotation, cellular component: nucleus.
AUGACCAAUGUGAAGAUAUUGGGAAAAGUCAACAACAGGAAAUUUCUGGAGAAGUUUCAUUCCACACAAAGUUAUUUUGUGGAGAAACUUCAUGUAUGUACUGAAUUUGAAAAGGACUUCACCCGGAAGUCACAUCUCUUAGAACAAGAAAAAAAUCAUGCUGGAGAAAAAUCCCAUGAACACAACAAAAGUGAGAAAGUCUGCACUCUGAAGCCACAAGUUGAGCCCCAUAACAUUAUUUAUAGAUAUGAGAAGCCCUGUGUAUGUCCUCAGUGUAGGAAGGUCUUUACUCUCAAGUCAAACCUCAUUACUAAUCAGAAAAUCCAUGCUGAGCAGAAACCCCACAAGUGCAGCCAAUGUGGCAAUGUGUUUUUCCAAAAUUCAGAUCUCUUCAGACAUCUGAGGAUUCAUACAGGAGUAAAACCUUAUCAGUGCAGUGAAUGUGGAAAAGGCAUCUCGCAUGAUUCAGACCUCAAACAUCAGAAAUCUCACACUGGGCAGAAACACUAUGCCUUCAGAGAAUGUGGGAAAGCAUUCAGCAGAAAGUCAGCACUCUGGAUGCAUCAACAGACUCACACAGGAGAGAAACCGUAUACAUUCACUGAAUGUGGAAAGGCCUUCAUCCAGAAGUCACACUUCAACACACAUCAGCUAAUUCACACUGGUGAAAAACCUUAGGAAUAUACUGAGUGUGGGAAAUUAUUCACCAAAAAGUCACAACUCCAUGUGCAUGACAGAAGUCACACAGGAGAGAAGCCUAAUAUAUGUAUAGAGUGUGGAAAGGUCUUUACUCAUUGGACAAAUCUUACUACACAUCAGAAAACUCACACUGGAGAGAAACUCUAUAUGUGUGUGGAAUGUGGGAAGGCUUUUACUGAUCAGUCUACGUUCAUCCAGAAAUCAACACUAAGUAUGCACCAGAGGAUCCACAUGGGAGAGAAACCCUAUGUCUGUCCUAACUGUGGGGAGGUCCACAUCAAGAAAUCAUACUUCAUUGCACACCAUAGGAUUCAUACUGGGGAGAAGCCAUAUGAAUGCAGUGACCAUCGAAAAUGGUUUGCUGAGAAGUCACAGCUCCAUGUGCAUCAAAAAAUUCACACAGGUGAGAAGCCCAGUGUUUGUACUGAAUGCAGAAAGGCUUUUGCUGACCAAUCCAAUCUUAUAACACACAAGAAAAUUCAUACUAAGGAGAAGCCCUAUACCUGCAGUGACUGUGGUAAAACCUUCUCCUGGAAGUCAUGCCUCAAUGUGACUUCAGAAGUCCCACACUGGAGAAAGACACUAUGA